Neodiprion fabricii is the source of this 500-nucleotide messenger RNA. It is a transcript of the gene HSPC300, whose product is annotated as probable protein BRICK1-B. Gene Ontology annotation, cellular component: SCAR complex. NCBI's taxonomy places the organism in Eukaryota, Metazoa, Arthropoda, Insecta, Hymenoptera, Diprionidae. The transcript is spliced from 3 exons. The coding region runs from base 138 to 368 and encodes 76 amino acids. Gene Ontology annotation, molecular function: protein-containing complex binding. The record is from RefSeq and is a predicted model, not a curated record. Gene Ontology annotation, biological process: regulation of actin polymerization or depolymerization; cell motility; actin filament organization.
UAUCAGCAGAAAUUCAUGCGCACUUUAGUCUUGCGCCGGUUUUACGAACCUACGAUCGCUCAAGGGAUGGUCAGAUUAGGUCCUGACAGCAACAGUGAGUAAGACGCGAUACUGAGGUUUGUAUAAAACCCUAAAUAAUGGCUGCAAUUCACCGAGAGGCAAUACAGAAGCAAAUCCAACAGGAUUGGGCAAAUCGCGAAUACAUCGAAGUUAUAACUGGAAGUAUUAAAAAAAUCACCGACUUCCUUAAUUCAUUCGAUAUGUCAUGCAGGUCACGACUGGCUGUUUUAAAUGAAAAACUAACAACAUUAGAACGUCGCAUAGAAUACCUUGAAGCAUGUGUAACUAAAGGAGAAACCUUGACAUAACAUGACAUAUAUGUAUAUAAACGUAUAAUUUAAAUUAAAUAUCAAUAAUAAUAAUAAUAAUAAUUUACGCAUAGAAACUUUCACCUCUUUAAUAUGUAUGUACAAUAAAUAAUGUAAACUAUUUGAACCGAA